This is a messenger RNA of Populus trichocarpa (black cottonwood), 2388 nucleotides long. RefSeq lists its product as uncharacterized. The transcript is spliced from 16 exons. The record is from RefSeq and is a predicted model, not a curated record. Gene Ontology annotation, molecular function: protein binding. Bases 671 to 2140 code for a protein of 489 amino acids. NCBI's taxonomy places the organism in Eukaryota, Viridiplantae, Streptophyta, Magnoliopsida, Malpighiales, Salicaceae.
UGUUUUCUUACAAGUCCACUACAUUUCAGUGUACAUUAGCACUGAAACUUUAGCAACAGACUAUUACAAGAAAGAAAGGAUAAUAAUAAUAAUAAUAAUAGCGCCGAAGCUCCAUUUUACCAAACAAAUCUCUCUUUGGAUCUCCUCUGCGAGUUCUCCAAGGGUUUGAACAGAAACAUGGAGAACAUGCAAUAUGCAGAGGAGCUAGUAAGAGAAUUUCUUGUAUUCAGAGGGUUUACUAAUACCCUACAAGCUCUUGAUAAUGAAUUAUCCACUGAUAUCGGUAAAGGGUUUCAUGUUGAUAAGUUGUUAGACUUGAUAUUUGCUAUUUACAUUCCUAGAUUUCAAGUUGAUAAAUUAGUGGGUUUGCUUAAUUUUUUUAAGCAUUGCUUUUCCAACUUAUCGGAGAAUGUGCUUGUUGAUACUUUGUUAAAAUUGGAGGGUUAUAUUUUGCGGUAUUAUAUUGUUUACGCAAUUCAAUCGGGGAGGAAAGAUAUGGUUCUAGAGUUUUUUGGGAUCUAUGGGAAUGAGCUGGUGCAAAAAGGGCAUGGCUGGACUCCAUGGUUCGCUAUUCCCUAUUUGAAGAAUCCUAGCUUGGAUCCUCAGUUUCGGAUUUAUUUCUCGAAGGAAUGGUAUGAAGGGUUGCGGUUGUCUGUAAGGAAUUUUUUCAAUGAGAUCUUCAAUGCCACGCAUCCCUGCGCUGUUGAAGAUAAGUUCAGAUAAAAACACUGUCAACCAUCUAAAAAAAGAUAUCAAGCAGCUUAAUCUUAAACUAUCUCAACUUCAGGCUUUAUUGGAGGAGAAAGAGGCUUUGAUAUGCCGGUUAAGGAGUAGCGCUGGUAAUGCUCCAUCAACAUUGGGAACAAGUGUGGGACAAGCUAACAGUAUAACUUCAUCUAGUGGCAUGGAUGAAGAAAAUUUUAUUUUAUCUGUAAGUGACAAGGAAAUUGAUGUUCCUGCAACCCCGGGUCUAGGAGAAAGAGAGCUCAAUCCGGAACAGGCUGUUGGGGAACCUGCCAAAAAUGUGUCCAGGCCCCGGAAUGAAUCAAGCUCUAUUUCUGAUAUUGACAUUGAAAGUGGUAAAAGUGAUGUCAGUCAUAUGAACUGUGAUAACUCUUAUAAAGAUGAUGGUUGCCAGAUGCAGGGUGAAGAAGAAUUCCCAGAAGUGAAAGUGGACUUCCAGGAGACAUUUUUAGGCCACACAAGUGCAAUCAGUCGUUGCCGCUUUUCUGCCUCUGGCAACAAUAUAGCUAGUGCUUCUGUUGAUGGCACAGUCAGGAUAUGGACAUAUGACUCAUCAACUUCAGCAUCAAGAAAUGCAACCAUAUAUUGCGGGGCAGAGAUUAUGUCUCUUGACUGGGAAUGCAAAUCUGACCGCUUGCUUCUCAUAGGCACCGCUGAUGGAGGAAUCAAAGCAUGGAAUGUUGAUGCAAAGAGAGUUGUCUGUGAUCUGAACACAAGUGAAGCAUUUCCCAGUGUCCUGGAUCUAAAGUGCAGCCCUGUAGAACCAAUUUUUGUUUCUGCAGCAGCUUCUAGAAGGCAUGGCUCAAACUAUAUUGAAAGUUUGGGAUUUGCUUCAUUAACUGUAUGGAACAUGAAGACGUGGAGAGCAAUGUCAUCUCUACCUCUUGGUGAAGAUCCUCCGGCAAUUACUUCCUUAAGCUUCAAUCACAACGGAAAGAUUUUAGCAGCUGCUGCAACUGAUGGAAUGAUCCACAUUUUUGACAUGGCUGCUGGUCUACAAAUUACUGGGUGGCCUGCACAUGAUACUGCUAUAAGCUCAAUUCUUUUUGGACCUGAUGAGACAAGUAUUUUCAGCUUGGGUUCAGAUGGGAAGAUAUUUGAAUGGAGUUUGCAAAACCAAGGUCAUAUCCUUUGGUCGAGGAAUGAUGCCAGGUUCUGUGACCCAGGGACCUCAAAACAUUGUAGACAUGAAAUGGCUUUGGAUGCAAAUGGAAGGAAACUAUUGGUAACAUCUGGUUCAGUAAGAGCACCCAUAUAUCAGGUUCGAGGGUAUAUGAAUGGUCUUAAAACUCUUCCACACAGUGCAGCUAUAACAACAGUGGAUUGGCACCCGACUUUACCCAUUUUCUUGACUGGGUCUGCUGACAACUCUGUUCGAGUGACAUCUAUAUUGUAAAUACCUAACAUCUUUAUUUCUGUUUUGAUGUGUUUUGUCUGGUUGGUUGGAUAAACAUGAAUUUCACUCAAGUUAUGGCAUGACAAAUGUUUUGUCAUGGGUUUGAUUCAUGAUUGCGGAGGUUAUGAUGAAGGAAAGUGAUUAUGUUGUUUGGUGUUGAAUUCUUUGUAUCAUAUUGUCAACUCCAUUUUUUCUCCUUGUGAUGUUUUGAAUUAUUUGUAUCAUAAUGUAACUCAUAAUUUAACUUC